GAAAGGAAGCAGUACUAGUCCAAGUAGUAAAAGCCAUCUAGGUGCUAGCUAAUGGGGCUUCGACACCCGCUAUCGAGAAAUUAACUGUGGACUGUUUUGUUAUGUUUCGAGCUAGCAAGGAAGCUAGCUACCGAGCCGGCAACCCGCUAGCCAUGUUAGACACACGGCCAUCGCUGCAUGUUAGCAAAAGUGUACUAGUCAGAGAUAAAGCUGAUGGGGAGCUAACGGCUAACCGCUAGCAUUGACUAGCUAACUGUUUAGCUGUUGGUCUUGCUAGCACUGGUCAGACUCCUUAAAAAGGUCAAAUAAGCCAACACAAGGCUUGGUAUUUGCCGGUAGCUGCAUGAACUAUUGGUGACUUGUGUUUUUUCCUCCCUGUCCUCUCGUGACUCAACAAUGGAGUGACAUUGACUCUGCAGUGAAUUUCUCAAGUAUUAGCCAGUGCUGGUCAUUCUCCACCAUGAGUGUUCUAAAUUAACAGUGAUGGCGUUUAGAUACAUGUUAAAUCCGUCUCUCUAUAAUAGCAUAUUACAGGGAGGGGAAUUAUUGUUCGUAUUUGCAGAUGAAUGGGUAAAAGAAAAGGUAAACCACAUCUCAAUUGAUCCUCUAUUGCCAGACAGAGGUGUAGCCGUUCUGCACUAACGCAGUGGACUGUAGUUAGUAGCCACCUGUGCCAGGACAGUAAAUCUAAGGACACAAACAGACACAGGCCUCACAAGAAAAAUUUCAGAACGAGAUAGUGCUAAUAUUAAUAAUAAUAUCAUUGAGAAUUAAUGUUAUGGUAAUAGUAUUUGCUUUGUUGAUUUAUUUAAUAUCUUUCUUGUGAUCAACAAGUCCCCUGACAUUAGCAAAGAAUUGAUCUCCUAACAAGGGAUGCCUGUUGGUUUUCGAUAGUACUGAUUAUUCUAUGUUAAAGAACUGUUCUUGUCAAAAAAGUGAGCUACACCCACAGUAGUGAUUAUUGCCAGCCUUAUUCUUUAGGUUAUAUCUUUGUCUUCUAAUUAAAAUGAUUAUUUUUUAUGGUGUGUUACAUUGCUGUCUUUUAGAGGUGGUUAUGCUUGGUUUUCAGUGAGUUUUGUUGAUUUGUAAGAAUUGUUCUUUUUUUCUUGAAGACAAGCUUUGCUGGUGCAGUAUGAUGUCUGAUUGAUAUCCAUUAAAUGGGAAUGAUUGCAAACAUUGUGUUUUGAUUAUGCAGUCUGCAAUAGAAGUAAGUACACUUAUAUAGUAAUAAUGAAUCAGGAGUCUAUGACCUAAGAGUAAUUUCAUUACUUUUGAGUUGAACAGUUGAGUACUUAAGUAAAAUUUAUCACUAAUAGUUUAUAUUUUCUAUGUUAAAAAUGCCAGCCCCACAGUAGGAACUCAACACAACAAAAGACAGCACAGCUUUUAUUUCCUCAAUUCACAUCUUUUCAAUAUGUCAUUAACACACCUUUAUUUUUGUCGACAAGCUCAAACUUCCUUGUCAAAGAGGCUGGCUGUCAUGGUGCCAUAUACAAAUGCCUCAUUACCUUUUGUGCUUCCAGAGAUCCAUAUCAUAACACUCCCUCCUCCAUGUUUCCCACAGUGUUAUGCACGGUCCUUCACACUGAAACACAAACUGAUUUCCUAUGAUAACCCCUUUUCCAAAUCUGUAGCACUUGCUCGUCUGUUUUCAGAGAUAGAUUGUGCAAAUAUGGCACUGUCCGUGGCUUCAGUUUUUCAGGGUAUCGGCUCUGAUUCAUGCUGCUGUCCCUUGUUCUUCUAUACGCGUGGAUGCCUGCUGCAGCUGUGUUUUAGCUGAUUUUUAGUUGGUCACCCAUCUUCCUGAAUCAUUUUCAAUCUUCAUGCAGUCUGUUCAGGUUUUGCGGUUCCUCUGGCAGUUCUGUUUUGUGUUGAGCCUUGAUGCAGGCUUACAGAUGCACAAAGCCCAUUUUACAAAACUGAGCAUUUUCUGGUGUUUACCAGUCAUUAGUACAGUGUGUUUAUGUAGUCAGGCUAAUUGGAAAUGACAAGUGCUGUCAAAUUUGUUUUAAUGAUCAGCUGAAGAGUAUUCAUUUUUGCUACACUGAUGUUCUACUUUGGGGCCUGUUUUUCAGUGUAGUGCUUCUGAAGUGUUUUUUUCUGAUUGUUUAUCAAAAGAAACACUAUUUGUAAUCUUAUAAAUAAUCCAUUUAUUGAGAAGUGAUUCAUUUUGAAGUAUUUGGGAUUUUAUUAUUACACUUUUGUGUAGUAAUUUCAGGCAGAGGUGGACUCACUUGUUUUAUAUCCUGUCGUUAAAUUCAAAAGAGCAUGAACCUACACCUUCAGUAAGUCCAGCUGCAUUAUGUAGGUAACUGAUAUUGGACCUAAACAUCCGCUUAGCCUAUUAAAUGGUACAGAAAAUGACUUGCAAAGGUUCCACCUGAGCUACAGUCAGAUUAACAGUUAGCCCAGUGCACGGUGAGUUAUCUUGGUGACCCCAGAGUUAGUGUCCUGGCACUCAUACCCAAUCCUCUGUCUUGGUAAUAUGCAGGCGCUUCUUUUCAGCAGGAGAGGGCAAUGUUUACAACCUCACUCAAAUGUAACAUGCCGGUGAAAGGACAUCUGUAUAAGGCUCACGUUGUGACAUUACUUUCACAUUCAAAGCAUGUGUUAGUUUUAUGAACUGUUGUGCCUUGAUCUAAAUCAGUUUUGCAUUGCUGCUUUUCUUAUGAAAUGUUUUUGAUUUUUAAUUCCCUAGCAGGCAUGGAGAAUUCGUCAGUGUACAUGUGCUUCCCCUGCUACCAGGAGUUCAACACUCUGGAAGAGGUGCUCAAGCACCAGUUGACAUGCACCGCCGAGGAUGAACAGCCUGACACAUCUGGAGCCAAUCCUGUAACUGUUCCAGUGUUACAGACUCGGCAACAGGUAAUGAAUAUAUCAAGGACAGUAGCAAUCCCACAGAUUGAAGUCCAAGCAGGACAUUUCUCUGUGCAGCCUGUUACGACUACACUCAAGCAGACUGCAGUUAGCGCGAAGUUACCAUCUGACCAGCCCAGAAUCCUCUACCAGUGUGGAGAUUGUGAUGAACUUUUCAAAAGCCUUGACCUUUGGCAGCAGCAUCGUAAAGAAGGGACAUGUCAGCAGUCUGGGAGCAAGUCAAAACCUGAUUCACAAGCAGAGCCAGAGUCCUCAUCGGCUCAGAGCCCGACUUUACCUUUAAAUCCAGACGAGUCUUCUUUCGCAUCACCUGGAACUAGCACAAAUGUUAAGCCAGAACCAGUGGAUGAACCUGUAGAAGAGGAAGAGGAGCAGGAGGCUGCAGAGACCUUGCCGUCCCAACGCUCUGAUCCCAUUGUUUCUGAGGUGACCGCUUCAACCUCCAAUCCAGAAGAUUCCUCUCCCAGAAGGAGAGGGGCAAACAAAAAACCGAAGCCCGAACCAGUGCUCUUGUGUGUGGACUGUGGCUCAUGCUUUGGCCUGGUGUCUGAACUUGUGACUCACCGCAAGACUCAGCAUGGCUUUGAAGAAGCUCUGCACCGUUGCUCUGUAUGUGGAGAAAGCUUUCUAAACACCACCCUCUUUCUCUAUCACCGCAAACAACACAGACAGAAGGGUGAGGAAAAGGUGAUGGUGGCUCCUGAGGUGACAUCAGAGGAGGUUUGUACUCGGAGCAAUGGGACCCAGGAACAGGAGAUGGAUGCUACUCCAUCCAUCACCGUUGUCACUUUCACACAGCCAGAGUUGUUUAUGUGCACCCAGUGUGGGCAGAGCUUUAGUGAUGAAGAAGGGCUGGUCAUACACCGUAAGCAAAAGCACGACCUGAAGGAGCCACUACACACUUGUUCACACUGUGGGGUGAGCUUUAUGAACACCACCCUGUACAUGUACCACUGGCAGCAGCACCGCUACACAUCACAAAUGAAUGUGCCUGAUGGGACUGAAACUGGUGUUGAAACAGCCACCACUAAUCCUCAGGAUAGUCCACAGAGCACAAAGCGAUUGCUUUCUCCACCUGACCCUGCAAGUGAAUCAGGUUCCCCCCUUCCUAAGAGAAGCAGGCCUUCUUUCAGGAUCCUGAGCAGCAAUGCACUCAAAGGAAACAAAAGUGUAGGUGCUAAAGAUGAAGUAGAGGGCAGCACUGCAGCAGACUCCGACAACACCAAUCACCCUCCACCUGCCAAGCUGCUGCACGACUGGGCCCGGACACCACUACCCCACGUUUGCCCCUACUGUGGCAAAACCUUCACCCGACGUGUCUUUCUCCGCACCCAUGUUUACAGCCACACCGGAGAAAAGCUCUUCACGUGCAAGGUGUGCACAAAGUCGUUCACCAACUCCCAGAGCCUGCUGCGCCACAGCAUGAGCCACACGGGCAGCAAGCCCUACAGUUGCAAUGUUUGUUGCAAAAACUUCUCCCAGGCAGCCACCCUGAAGAGACACCAACGCAUUCACACGUCAACACUGCCUCGGCGCAAGCGUGGACGCAAACCAGUGUGCACCUUGGACAAUGAGGGAGCUGCUCAUCUCUUCUCUUGUCCUAACUGUCCUUCACGGUUCAGCACUGAGGAUCAGCUUAACCACCACAAAUUGCUUCACACCAGCCAUCCAUUCCCUUGCCCGGAAUGUGGAGAGGCCUUCAAACGCAGAAGAGACCUGGACCUUCACUCCCUCACUCAUCAAGACAAGCAGCCAGCAACAUGUGCUCACUGUUCAGCCCAGUUUGUCAACCAGGCAGUACUGGAAAUCCACCAGCAGCGUUGUCCUACCACAGAGGAGGAAAGGAACACCGGCCGUGGACGGGGCCAGGGCCGGGGACGCUGCACUGGGCAGAUUGAGUGCGACCUUUGUGGGCACCGUUGCAUGACUCAGGAAGGACUCGACCUCCAUCGGUUAUCCCACACAGGACAGACGCCUCUGAAAUGCCCAGUGAGGCCUUGCCGCCGCCGCUUUACCUCCAACAGUGCCUUGGAGGAGCAUGUGCUGGCGCAUUUCCAAGGGACGCUCAGCAAGUCCAAGAACCGACCCCGCUUUCGCUGUCAGAUUUGCCACAAGGAUUUUGCCUACAAUUCAACCUUCAGUGUUCACAUGAGGACACAUACUGAUGAGAGGCCCUUUGAGUGUGCCACAUGUGGGAAGCGCUUCCGCCAGCUGCCUCAUCUACAGGACCAUGAACGUAUCCACAGUGGUUUGCGGCCUUUCUGCUGCUGGAUUUGUGGGAAGAGUUUCAGCGUGGCUGCCCGCCUCACCGAGCACGCCCGCACCCACAGCGGUGAAAAGCCCUACCCCUGUCAUCACUGUCCUGCUGCCUUUCGCUCUCGUUCCAACCUGGACAAACACAUCCGUCUACAUACGGACGUGACUUCAGAAGCUGAGGAGGUGGUGCAUGUGGCCGAGGCCGCCCAAGUCCAGAGGAUGCUGGAAGAGGCUAAGGUGCAGACUACUUUAGCCACUACAGGGGAGGUUGAUUCUGGCUCUGUGCAGACCAUUUAUGUACUGCAGGGAGGUGAAGGAGGCACUGAGACAGUCAUGAUUCCAUCUGAUCAGCUUAGUGGUAUAGAGGGAGCAGAGGGAACACAGGUUGUCAUCCUGCCGUCUUCUGUUCUUGGAACUCAGGGCAUCGCUGUUCCCACCAUCACCAUGGAUGGAAAUGAAAUCACGAUGGUGGAGACAAGCCAGUCACCACAGCAUGCCAUUGAGUUCAUUGUGGAAGAGACCAUAUGAAGGCAGGUUGGAAACUGCUGUAUACAAAAAGGACAUCACAGUGGAGAAUCCUUAUUGAGUGUCUACACUGCUGAUGGAUUAUUUAAUGUGGCAGUUUAAGUAAUUGCCUUGGAUGUAUAUAGUUUGGUAGAUUUCUAAGUCAGUUUAAGCAAAAGUCCCAACCUGUGUAGUGAUUUUGCAACUUUACUUGAGCAUAAAAUUAAUUUAAUAAUAGAGUUCAAAUAGUGUCAAGUAAUUAAAGGCUGACACAUGGGGUGAAAUAUUCUGGAGAACAUCUUGAAAUAGUCUUUCAAACAAAUUUGAAAACAGGUGAGCGGUUGGCCCUCAGUUGUACACAAGUGUGUAUUUACAGCCCCUGUUUAUUAGGGGAAGACAUGUGAAACGUCUUCUGCUUUCUUAAUAAUAAAAUGCUUCAGCGUU
This is a messenger RNA of Acanthochromis polyacanthus (spiny chromis), 6081 nucleotides long. It is a transcript of the gene znf574, whose product is annotated as zinc finger protein 574. Gene Ontology annotation, cellular component: nucleus. Lineage: Eukaryota; Metazoa; Chordata; Actinopteri; Pomacentridae. The transcript is spliced from 9 exons. The record is from RefSeq and is a predicted model, not a curated record. Gene Ontology annotation, molecular function: RNA polymerase II transcription regulatory region sequence-specific DNA binding; DNA-binding transcription factor activity, RNA polymerase II-specific. Bases 2674 to 5661 code for a protein of 995 amino acids. Gene Ontology annotation, biological process: regulation of transcription by RNA polymerase II.